AUGAUAUUGACAUCCAAGUCUCUUGGCCCUAAUGAUCUUCAUGCCCCCCCGGACCACAUAUCCCCGAUCGGAGUUAGCCCGAUGCGGGGAGACUCACACCAGACGAACUCCAGCUCUCCAGCUCUUCAUCUCACGUCUGGAGGAAAAGCCCUUCAUCCACACAUCAUGGUUCUCACUCAGCCCCCAAACCAGCAUGUCACAAAAGCGUUCGAUCUCACCGGAAAAGUAGCAGUCGUCACAGGGGGAGCUCGCGGGAUUGGCCUUGAGGUCUCCAAAGCCCUAGCGGAGGCUGGUGCCAAUGUCGCAUUGAUAUACAACUCUUCUACUGCGGCCGAUAAGAUUGCAGCUGAGAUUGCAUCUGCCAACAAGAUACGCGCAGCAGCUUACCAGGCUAAUGUGGGUGUCCAGUCUGAGAUUGAAGCUGCGGUUCAGCAGGUCGCGAAAGAUUUCGGGAAGCUGGACAUCAUCGUCGUCAACUCUGGAGUUGUCUCGAAUAUUGCUGCCGAGGACUACACUACUGAUCAGUGGAGUGAGAUUAUGAAGGUAAACCUCGAUGGUGCAUUCUAUUCUGCUCAAGCGGCUGGGCGAAUCUUCAAAGAAAAGGGUCAUGGGAAUGUCAUUUUCACUGCUUCAGUCAGUGCAACCUUGGUGAAUGUGCCACAGAAGCAGGCUGCGUACAACGCAUCAAAGGCAGGAGUUGUCCAAUUGGCCAAGUGUUUGUCUGUCGAAUGGGUUGAUUACUGCCGCGUCAACUGCAUCUCACCGGGGUUUAUUGCUACCGAUAUUCUUGAUAUUCACCCCAAGGAGUGGCGUGAAAAAUGGCUCGAUAUGAUUCCUGCCAAGAGAAUGGCUGAAUGCUAUGAGCUGAAGGGGGCUUAUGUUUUCUGUGCAUCGGAUGCGUCUAGCUAUAUGACAGGUGCCAACCUUAUCAUAGAUGGUGGCUACACCCUACCAUGA
Penicillium olsonii is the source of this 957-nucleotide messenger RNA. Lineage: Eukaryota; Fungi; Ascomycota; Eurotiomycetes; Eurotiales; Aspergillaceae. The record is from the annotation of a GenBank genome assembly.